AUGUACACCAAAGGGCUCUCAUCGCUCGCGCUUCUCCUGAUGCCGGGUACCUGCCAUGGCUUGAUCGAGACGUGCGACGACCUCCUGGCGGCGUUCGAGCAGACCCAGACCGAGGACGUAGUCGUCGAGAUGCACCCGUUCGCCGACAUCGAGUGCGACACCUUCACGAACAUGACCAUGACGUCGAACACCCUGACGCUGUUCUGGGAGACCAACGUGAUCUUCGAGGGGGACGAGGAGGCGGAGCUCAUGGUCGACGGAGGGGCCGUGUACGUCGGCGAGGGCUCCACCGUGCGCUUCCUCAACGACGUCCAGAUGCGGGACGUCGUCAUCAUCAACGAACGCGACGAGGACUCCGACUUCGCCUCCUUCGUCCGCAGCGGCGGCUGCGUGUGGACCGCGGGUUACUUCCGGGUCGACGGGGAGGCGACGUUCACCGGCUGCGACAUCAUCGGGGCCGGGGAGAGCCCCCCCGGGCCGGGAGGAGCCGUGUACGUCGGAGAGACGGGCUCGGUCCUGUUCAACGAGGGGGUGACCAUCACCGAGACGAGUAUCACCGACGACUUCGGCGGCAAGGGGGGCGGCAUCUACAACCUCGGCAAGGUCAACAUCAAGGGGGACUCCCGCUUCGAGGAGAUCUCGGCGAGCGCCGGGGUCGCCAUCUACAACGGCGAAGGCGCGACCUUCAACUUCAGGAACGGCGCCGGGGCCUUCUUCAGGGACUUGAACAACCGUGACUCCGAGGGAAGCGCUCUGGUUAACCUCGGGUUCUUUAAGUUCUCCGGGCCGGCUUUCUUCUUUGAUGCGGAGUUGCCGGUGAUCGUGGCCAUGGACAACAGCGAGACCAUCCUCUCGGAGGACUCGGCAUUCUGGACGUGGGACGAAAGCCCAGGAGACGCGCUGACCGUUAACGAGGGGGCGGACUUUACGCUUCCCGACUCGGUGACCUUCGUUGGCUUUGAUUAA
This is a messenger RNA of Ectocarpus siliculosus, 966 nucleotides long. The record is from the annotation of a GenBank genome assembly. NCBI's taxonomy places the organism in Eukaryota, Phaeophyceae, Ectocarpales, Ectocarpaceae.